Molecule: messenger RNA, 1884 nt
Organism: Fimicolochytrium jonesii
Lineage: Eukaryota; Fungi; Chytridiomycota; Chytridiomycetes; Spizellomycetales; Powellomycetaceae
Product: armadillo-type protein
Exons: 10
Coding region: 115-1662 (515 amino acids)
Cellular component (GO): protein serine/threonine phosphatase complex; cytosol
Molecular function (GO): protein phosphatase regulator activity
Source: RefSeq, a predicted model, not a curated record
UUUGAGCAGUGUAGUAGCAACCUAGUGUUCACCCCAGUUGGCCCAGUUGCUCUCCACAUGUUGUUUCGUCUACCAUAGCCUCCCAACAACUCACCCAGCCGAACACCCGUCGCAAUGGCCUCCGACAACAUUGACUGGGACCUCGGCUAUGCCUCCGAAUCGCUGGACACCCACAUGAAAGGCACCGACGAACAUAAACUCUCAAAUAGGCUUUAUAAGACAGAGGAGGAAAUAGGCCGCUACAUCCUGGACGAGGGGCUCGAUGAAGUCAGCAGGGCAAUACAUCUCUUAAGACAGGGCGCACCGAUUCAGAAAUAUAGCGUCGCGGCGUCGUUGUGUCGGCUGUUGCAGGAUAGGGGUGCGGAAGCGAAGAGUAGGGUCGUGCCGGUACUGUUGAGCGCCGUAAAGCAAGACCCACCAGACCUGCAAAUCGCAUUCGGGCGUAGCCUCAUCCAAGUGAUUGACAAGGAACUGUUGACGAAAUCGGGCCUGCAGAAUGUAGCGGAUACUGCAAAGGCGCUGCUUGCGAAGAAUGAUGAGGAUGUGAGAGAGAUUUGGGCGGAUGUCUUGCUGGGCGCUAUCCGGUUUCUUCCGGCCGAGUUUGUUGAGAAGGAGAUUGUACCAGAAUUCUUGACGGAAACCGGUUUAGCUCAACCACCUCCAAAACGAUUAUGGGCCGCGCGGGUGCUGGGGGCCGCUGCGCCGAGAAUAGAAAGCAAACAAAUACAGCAAGCUCUCAUCCGUAAAGCGGCAUCGCUUUGCCAAGACACCGAUUACGAGGUUCGGGCGUGCAUGUGCAGGGAGCUGAACUCGAUUGCGAGAGCUGUGGGACACGAAUGCACUGUGCGGGAUUUGCUCACGGAGUAUGUCGAGUUGAUUAUGGACGAGGAGUCGGUCGUGCGGGAGUCGGCGAUAGAGAACAUCAUGAAUCUGAUGGAUUUCUUCGAGCCUGCCGUGAAAACCCAAACAAUCAUCCCAGUCUGGAAAAAGCUCUGCGAAGAGCAACCCACCCGCAUCCUCCCCUGCCUCGCCCGCCACCUCGGCCCCUUCCUCUGGGAAACCCGCCCGCAGCUCUCCGAUCAAGACCUCCGCUACUUCACCAACUUCUACCACUCCCUCUCCACCUCCCAAUACUCCGAAGACGACACCCGCGAGAUGUGCGCAUUCAAUUUUCCCGCUAUUGUUAAAUGCACGUGCGCGGGGUUUCUCGUUACGCAGAGCUAUGAGUCCCAUCGGCUUGAUAUCGUCUUUGACCGACUCACGCAGGAUCCGUCCCGACAUGUGCGCAGACGUUUGGCGGCGGGAUUGCACUCGGUCGCGGAGAUAAUGGGCUCGUUUGCGUGGACGCAUCUGAGGACGGGUUUGUUGAGGCUGUUCAGCGAUGCCGAGCUGGAUGUGUAUCGGAGUGUGUCGGAGCAUUUGGGGGAAACCUUGAAGGCUUUUGUCAAGGAUGAUUUAUGUCGACGGGACACGCAACUAGACGACAUCUUAUUUCAAAUCCUCCGCCGCGAACGCGAGUACGCGACGUAUGGAAGUCGCCACAACUGGCGGCUCCAUCAAUCCCUUUUGGAUCAGUUUUGUGUGUUCCCGGAUAUUUUCGGGCAGGAGCUGAUUCAUGGGCAUUGUGUGCCACUGAUGUUCAAGAUUUUGCAUGAGGUAUGAGGUCUGUCUUUGGCUUUUUUGAGUGGUGAGAUUUUUGAAAUGUUAUACUCCCUUGGGCGUUCCUCACUGUAGAAUGCGGUGUUGCCUGUGAAGGAGACCGCGUUGAAGUGCGUAUGCGUUUUCUUACGGCAUGCGCGGCGGUCGGAGCACCGGGAUCGGCUGCAUCGGCAUAUCUAUGAACUGAAAGACUCCAACGACUGCCACCACCGCCUCCUCUUCGUC